This is a messenger RNA of Nilaparvata lugens (brown planthopper), 708 nucleotides long. RefSeq lists its product as uncharacterized. NCBI's taxonomy places the organism in Eukaryota, Metazoa, Arthropoda, Insecta, Hemiptera, Delphacidae. The transcript has a single exon. The record is from RefSeq and is a predicted model, not a curated record. Bases 1 to 708 code for a protein of 235 amino acids.
AUGUUUGAAUGCUUUAAAACCGAUAUUUUUACUGAAUUAAAAACUGUUAAGGACGAGGUGACAGAGUUGACCAAGUCAGUUGUAUUCCUCUCAGCUAGUGUGGACGCCUCAAAUACACUAAUGGCAGAGCUCAAGAACAGCAUCGAAACGCUUAAAGCUGAGAACACCAUUCUUCGCGAAACAAGUAAUACUCUAUCAAAUCAAGUAACCGAUCUACAGGAACGUGUUCGUUCACUUGAACAAUACACACGGCGAAGCAACAUAGAGAUAAGUGGCGUCCCGGCAACUCCAAAAGAGGAAGUCAUCAAAUUAGUGAUGGAUGUCGGCGCGGCGAUUGGCGUCGCGGUGGAAGAGUCGCACAUCAACGCGGCGCACCGAGUUGCUGGCUUUCGCAACGACCGAGCUCCUUCCCUCAUCGUACAGUUCACGCAUCGAGCUAUCAGGGACCAAUGGAUCAAGAAGUAUAGGGAGAAUAAGGAAUCCAUAACAGCGUAUAACAUAAAUCCCGCCUUCAAGAGAUCAAAAGUGUAUAUUAAUGAGCAUCUCGCUCCAGUGAAUAAAGUGUUUCUUGCCAAAUUGAAAGUAAAGUGCCGAGCUGUCGGAAUAAAAUAUGUCUGGUGUCGUGAGGGAAAGUUUUUUAUUAGAAGAUCUGAUGGGGAAAAAUGCCAGAAGGUUAUGAGUGAAUCGGAUAUUGAUAACUUGAAAUAA